AUGUCCUAUUCCGACUCUGCCGCCGCCCGCCGUGAUCCGCCGUCCUCGGGCAAGAAGCACUAUCGAGCCAAGUCCAUCUCUCGCUCCUCGGUCGACCUCGACAACUCAGAGACGGGCGCUCUGCUCUUGGCACCCAACGGCCUCACCUCCGAAGCCGACGAUCACCUCGGCUAUCCCCCACACUCGGCCUCAGCCGGUCCGGCAGGCGCCCCAUCGCGCUCGUGCUCACCGAGAAGGAUGCCGCUCGGAUCAAGGCGUCUCGCGCUCAUCCUCUGUGGCUUUGUGGGAUUGUUGGUUCUUUUCGGCAGGCGCGACUCACGCGACGCCGUCGUCGGUUACGCCAAGGACAAGGCUGGCCAGGUCGGGUCAGCUUACCAACAUGCGCCCUGGAAGGCGCAACCGACCCAGGACAGCAAUAAUGCCGUUGGCUUCCCUGUAGCGCCAACGCCAGCAUCGACUCCCGCAGCUGCUCCCGUGUCGGGCACCGAGGCCGACACCGUGCGCCAGAAGCCCGCUCUCCACCCAGAUCCUUCCAAGACCACCCGAUGUGACGGCACAGGGCCAAGGCCAGUCGAUCACAAGGGCCGCCCCAGACCAUUGGUCCAGUAUGCCCUCAUGAUCGACGCCGGUAGCACAGGCAGCCGCAUUCACGUCUAUCGCUUCAACUACUGCUCCGAAUCGCCAGAGCUCGAGGACGAGUACUUUGAGAUGCUCAAAGGCGGCUUGAGCAAUUACGGCACCAACCCAGCAGCUGCCGCCGACUCUCUGCGACCGCUGCUCAAGUCGGCGCUCCAGCGCGUCCCCGCCAACCUGCGCAAAUGCACCCCCGUGGCGGUCAAGGCCACUGCAGGCUUGCGUCUCCUUCCCGGCAAGCAAGCCGAGGACGUGCUCAAGGCGGUUCGACACAUGCUCGAGUUCGAAUACCCCUUCCCCAUCGCCGACGGUCGUAACGCCGACGGCACCAAAGCCUCGAAGGGUGUCGAGAUCAUGGACGGCAAGGACGAGGGCGUCUUCGCAUGGAUCACGGUCAACUAUCUGCUCAACCGCAUCGGCUCGUCGUCCGCCGACAAGUUGGAGACUGCGGCGGUCAUGGACCUUGGCGGCGGCUCGACACAGAUCGUGUUUGAGCCCAGCUUCACCUCGGCGCUGCAAGGGAUGCAGCCCGGCGAGCAUGUGUACCAGCUCAACGCGUUUGGCACCAAGCCGUACACGCUCUACCAGAACUCGUACCUUGGGUACGGUCUGAUGCAGGCGCGCAUGUCGAUCAAUUCGCUCGCCGCGUUCACGUACAGCCUGGCGCAUCCGAACGCCGUGCUCACCGGCUCGGCGCACGACGGUGCACAGGGUGCGUUCGAGUGGUCGACGCUCAAGCCUGACAACACGCGCAUCCCUUCGCCGUGCUUCACCAAUGGCCGCACCAAGGCGGUGCUCAUCUCGCAGCCGGGGCAGCGCACGCAGGCCAACGUGACCAUGGUCGGUACAGACGGCGGUUUUGCCGCAUGUCGUCGGCUCGUCGAGGUGAUGAUGGACAAAGAUGCCGUGUGCUCCUCCAAGCCAUGCUCGUUUGCGGGCGUCUACCAGCCGUCGAUGAUGGAGACCUUCAAGACCGCGCCGAUCAUCGCGCUCUCGUACUUCUACGACCGUCUGGAACCGCUGGGGCUCGCGCCCAAGUUCAAGAUCGGCGAACUCGAGGCCGUGGCGCAGCGCGCGUGUGCGUAUACGCGCACCAGCACGCAGGGCUUCGGUGCUCGCGCGAUCGAAGAGCUCGAGGACCGACCCGAGACGUGCCUCGACCUCAGCUUCAUGCACGGCCUCCUCAGCCUCGGCUACGAGCUCGAGCAGAGCCGCGAGAUCAGCGUCGCCAAGAAACUCGGCGGCACCGAAUUAGGCUGGUGCCUCGGCGCCCAGCUCGCCGUCCUCGACGAAGACGGCCUCAUCUGCAAGGCCUAG
Messenger RNA from Moesziomyces antarcticus, 1950 nucleotides. Its product is annotated as nucleoside diphosphatase gda1. NCBI's taxonomy places the organism in Eukaryota, Fungi, Basidiomycota, Ustilaginomycetes, Ustilaginales, Ustilaginaceae. The coding region runs from base 1 to 1950 and encodes 649 amino acids. Gene Ontology annotation, molecular function: UDP phosphatase activity; GDP phosphatase activity. Gene Ontology annotation, biological process: nucleoside diphosphate catabolic process; protein N-linked glycosylation. The transcript has a single exon. Gene Ontology annotation, cellular component: membrane; Golgi apparatus. The record is from RefSeq and is a predicted model, not a curated record.